UUCUUGCCAUCCAUCACGAUGCCUGGUCGAGUUCGCGUCGAGCCACUUAAGAAUCCUGAUCGACCCUAUCUAGCACUCGGCUUGGAAGGAUCUGCCAACAAAGUUGGUGCUGGGGUUAUCAAACAUUCAGAAGACGGACGGACGACAGUCCUCUCUAAUGUUCGUCAUACUUAUAUAACACCGCCCGGAGAAGGUUUUCAACCACGAGACACUGCGCUCCAUCAUCGCGAAUGGGCUCUUAAAGUUAUUGACGACUGCUUGACUCAAGCCGCGGUUGAUAUUCAUGACAUGGACUGCAUCUGCUAUACAAAAGGACCGGGAAUGGGAGCUCCUCUGCAGUCUGUGGCACUGAUUGCUCGCACUUUGUCGCUUUUAUUCAACAAGCCGCUCGUUGGAGUCAACCACUGUGUUGGGCACAUUGAAAUGGGACGUGAAAUCACCGGAGCUCAUAAUCCUGUCGUUCUUUACGUUUCAGGUGGAAACACUCAAGUUAUUGCCUAUUCUCAGCAAUGCUAUCGGAUCUUCGGCGAGACUUUGGACAUCGCGGUAGGAAACUGUCUUGAUCGGUUUGCCCGAGUAAUCAACCUGAGCAACGAUCCUGCCCCAGGUUAUAAUAUUGAACAAGAGGCUAAACGGCACGCACGUCUUGUUUCCCUUCCAUAUGCCACCAAGGGCAUGGAUGUCAGCUUCUCGGGCAUUUUGACCGCGACAGAGGCCUACACAACAGACAAACGCUUCCGUGCAGAUGGCCAACCUCGAGAUGUAGAUGAUGUUGACAUCAUUACGCCUGCCGACCUCUGUUUCUCGCUUCAAGAAACUAUAUACGCGAUGUUGGUGGAGAUUACUGAGCGAGCAAUGGCCCAUAUCGGAAGCAAGGAAGUUUUGAUUGUUGGUGGUGUGGGAUCCAAUCUCAGGCUACAGGAAAUGAUGGGUAUAAUGGCCCAGGAACGUGCCGGCAAAGUCUUUGCCACAGAUGAACGAUUCUGCAUCGACAAUGGCAUCAUGAUCGCGCAAGCAGGCCUGCUCAGCUUUCGCAUGGGAUUCAACACGCCAUUCGCCAAGAGUACUUGUACACAACGGCAAGCUUUCCGAACGGACCAAGUGCAUGUUUCCUGGCGGGCUUGA
Mycena indigotica is the source of this 1125-nucleotide messenger RNA. Its product is annotated as tRNA N6-adenosine threonylcarbamoyltransferase. Gene Ontology annotation, cellular component: cytoplasm; EKC/KEOPS complex. Lineage: Eukaryota; Fungi; Basidiomycota; Agaricomycetes; Agaricales; Mycenaceae. The record is from RefSeq and is a predicted model, not a curated record. Gene Ontology annotation, biological process: tRNA threonylcarbamoyladenosine modification. The coding region runs from base 19 to 1125 and encodes 368 amino acids. The transcript is spliced from 8 exons.